GUAUUUAUGCUGAUCUACAGUGCAGCGACUGGACUAAACUAUGUUUUGUCAAGUGGCUCUCUUUAGAUUUUCAUAUAUAAAACAAUAUGUUAAUACAAGUGUGAAUUCACUCUGUUACUCAUUAUUAUUUUCAGCGGUAAAAUAAAAGUUCCAUGGCGUUUACAAAUUUACUACUCCUUAUCGCAGUCAUAUUGUGUUUUUUGCAUGAUGUUCAUUCAGAUUGCGGAGGUACCAAAGCCGAUAUCGUUUUUAUAUUGGAUUCAAGUGGAAGUGUUGGAAAAGGAAAUUUUGAGAAAACAAAGGAGUUCUUUAAAACGAUGGUCGGUGGAUUUCAGAUCGGUCCAAAUAACGUGAGAAUGGCAUCAGUGACAUUUAGCACUAGAGUUCGCGACACGUUUCAAUUUAGUGAAUACAACUCUGUAGAAAGUCUAAGAAAUAGAGUUUUAAACAUUCCAUAUAAAAGUGGUGGAACCAAUACGCAGCUUGCACUUCAAUAUGCCCGGGAAACAAGCUUUAGCUAUGCUAGGUCAGGUGUAUCCAAAAUUGCCGUUGUAAUAACUGAUGGACGAUCAAAUAACGGACCUAAAACUUUGGACGAAGCCGAAAAAUUACGCAAUAGCGGCGUCAUAAUUUUCUCCGUAGGUGUUGGUUCUGGUGUGGAUAGAACUGAACUUGAAGGGAUGGCUUCUAAGUCUACUUACGUGUUUGAUGUAGCAACGUUUAACGCUCUGGAGUCUAUUAGAGAACGACUUACUAAAACAGCUUGUGAAGUGGUGAUUUCAUGUGGUGAUCCUGGGAAACCAACCAAUGGUGUCCGUAUCGGGGAAAAUUUCUCAAAAGGAAAGUCGGUAACCUACAGUUGUGAUAAGGACUACCAACUUCAUGGAUCGAGCACGAGGACAUGUCAGGAGAAUUCUGUCUGGUCCGGAAGUCUUCCUAAAUGUAUAUUUGUCAACGCAUGUGGAAGUAAUCCAUGUCAUCAUAACGGCACAUGUUUGAAUGGUGCCACCUACUCGUGCCAAUGUAAAACUGGAUAUAGUGGAGUAAAUUGUGAAAACGAUAUCCAGCCACCGGUUGUUCAUCGCUGUCCCUCCGACAUACAAGAGUUUUCAAGUUUACGAUUCCUAAACAUUACCUGGACGGGACCUAAUUUCACUGAUCCCUUUCAUCAUGAUGUUGAUGUGACAACGAAUUACCCGGAAAAUGGAUCCACCUUUUUCUGGGGGGACUACACUGCUGUAUAUACUGCUCUGAAGCCGUUCAAUGGUCUCCGAAGUGUAUGUACUUUUAACAUCAGCGUGCGGCCACAUCCGUGCCCGGAUCUUAACGUUCCCAUAAACGGGGCACUUGUCUGUAACGGUUGGAUGACAGAAUACACUCGCGUAUGCAUGGUUUUCUGCAGAAGAGGAACUAAGUUACAAAAAGGUCACGACUUCCGAACUAAAUACAUUUGUGGUGGGAGUGGAAAGUGGCUGCCAUCGAAAACCCUUCCAUAUUGUGGGGCGCUCAGGGGGCGUGUUCUUACAUUAGAUGACAGUAAAUAUUCUUUCCCUCAUUGUGAUGACGAAGAAAAGGACAAGAUGAGGGGAAAAUAUCUAGCUGUUCUCAAGAAAUCUUCCUUAAGAAGACUUUGCAAUAGAUAUGCAGACCUCUGUAAAAAGGAAAACGUUGAUGUUCAGUGCUGAGUUUACCAACUGUACUUAAAAAUGAUUGUAAAAAUAUACUAUUUGCAAGAAUAUUAACAAGGGUAAGGAAAACGAUUACAUGUCAUAAUUAUCAGUUUGAGAAAAAAACCCUCUACAUGUUUCAUAAUGGUUUUAUCAAAUAAUAUCUAUUAAUCUAUAAGUAUUGUAUAUAAAUGUAUAUGAUUUAUCAAAUACGACUUAUUUAAUAUUAUCUAUACAUGUACAUGUAUAUUGUAUGUGUACUCAUACAAUUUUACUUUUGUUUGAAUUGCAUUGUUUCGUUCUGUUUACCAAUGAAAUGUGUUAUAAACAUUAAGCUUUUAUUUAACAUGACAUAUAGAAUCAAUUGUUUUUUUAUUUUUGAAAUCUUUCCAGGGUCCGCUGUGUUCUUCACUUUUCAAUUUUAAUCUUGAAAUAAUCAUAGAAUAAAAAGAUUAAGGUUCAAUAGUUAUUAAAAAUAUUUUGAAUGUUGACAGAUUUUGAAAAUUGCGCAUUUGUUACGCAUACAAGUGUAUGCAUUGUAAUUUAAGGGCAGGGACUAUACAUUUACAAUAUCUACACUUUUUUGAAAAAUCAACUGCAAUGAAUGGAAGAAUAUGAUAUAAAAUAUUCUGCGUAUGAAAUCAACAUAAUGUGAUUACAUAACAAAUAUUAAUUAUCUGGUGUUAUUUCAUUUGAAUAGACCAAAUCUAUGGUCAAUCUUUGAUAUGGCUUUAGAUGUGUCAUAGAAUUAACCAAUGUCAACUUAUUACUUUUAUAUUAUAAUAAUAUAUGUAUGUCUAUAAACUAAAAUACACAAACAUUGUGUUUUAUUGUAUGAUCAACAUAUGAUAAACUCAUCAAUCAGUCAUUUAUACCAAUCACAUUAACUCACAAAUAAAGGCCCCUGGAAACACAAUUAUUUUCUCGAUGUACAUGUAUCUACC
Magallana angulata is the source of this 2611-nucleotide messenger RNA. RefSeq names its product sushi, von Willebrand factor type A, EGF and pentraxin domain-containing protein 1-like. The record is from RefSeq and is a predicted model, not a curated record. NCBI's taxonomy places the organism in Eukaryota, Metazoa, Mollusca, Bivalvia, Ostreida, Ostreidae. The transcript is spliced from 8 exons. Gene Ontology annotation, molecular function: calcium ion binding. Bases 153 to 1685 code for a protein of 510 amino acids.